ACCUGCGCUAUAUUGUGUUGGCAAGAUACCAAAAGUUCCUCCUUCGUUGACUAAUUUCAAUGAAAAGAAACUUCUACCUACGUCCCUGUGCCACUUAUAUAGCGCUUGGAGUAACGUCAACGGACGCGUCAUUCCGCAUUGACGUUUUAUCAAGAAUUUCUUUGCGAUAAGGAUUUCCUCUCUAUGGAUUUCUUGAAUCCAUCAACUGCUGACGAACAAGAUUUCUUGACAUUGCAUAUAGAACUGUUAGGUUGAAAUUAUCAAGAUUUUAUUCUUUGUAACCUAGAGCUUACCUCAGGGCGUUUCAUUAUCGGCUAAAACAGGACAAAGUUUGUUAAAAAAUAUAAUACUGAAUUAUUUGAAGAACCUACAAGAUGCAUGGUAUUGUGCUGCUCUGUGGAAUAGAUGGAUAUUGUGGGUUUUAUGAAAAGGUUUCUAUACGAUGAGAAACUCUGAUGUAAUCAAGACUGCUAGCAUCCUGUGCUAAUAAUAUGGUGAUGGCAGGAACUGAGGGUGUGCCAGGGCCUGCCAUGGAAGAGCCACUGUCAUCCAGACUACAGUGGCUUCAGCAGCGUCGAGAGGCACUUCAGGAUAAACUUGCGCAAAAGAAUAAUGAAUUAAAAAAUCUCUGUGUUGAGGAGGCUGAACUUACUGGAGUAUUACCACCAGAAAUACCACUAGAACCAGGAGAAAGUCCACCAACAUUCCGUAGAAGAGUUGGCACUGCGUUCACUUACCCUCAGAAUCUAAUUAACAAACUCAAAAGCAGUGAAGCGGAGGAGUCUGCACUGGAAUUAGAGCGUCAGGUCCAAGUGGGCAUAGCUGAAGCUGCCUUAGGUAUAUUUAAUGAUCCAGCUGAGAGUAAAGCUGUGCGUCGCAAGCACAGAUUAGUUUAUCAACAAAGUCAAAGAAGACUACAAGAUUUGGAUGCGCGUUUAAAUUUCAUACGACAAAGUCAUGGCAAGAGUCACCGCCAAACACAGCUUCCUCAUGUCUACGGAACACAACCUUAUCCCCAAGCUCACGUCAAGCACAGAACUAAGAAGCCGCGACCACCCUUAGAAAGUACAGGUAGUGAAGGUAGUGCGAAGAGUUCCAGAGGAGUUCUUCAGGAAGGUGGUGUAAGUUUGAGUCCACUAGGACCAGAACACAAUUACAACACGUAUCCAGGACAUGGAUUCCAGGAUGGCGAGAACAUACGUCCAAUCGUACCAAAUGUCUACAAUCACAAUCGCAUAGGUCAUCCAGCCGUAAGUCCCGUUAUGCAUCGACAAAGUCCGAAACUCAUAGAACAUGAUCUCAACGAUAAUCACAACGUUUACAUCCUACCUGAACCAUACCGAACGCGAACAUAUUCCCACGGUAGCGGAGGUUCACGUAAUCAUAAUCAUUACACGGAUGCUGAGAGAAAUUAUCGUCCAGUACCCAACACGUAUACGGAGCAUGAGCGACAGUUACGUCAUAGACAGUUACAACAUCAACAACAGCAGUUGCAGAAUCAUCAACAUUAUCCACAAGAAUACAGAACCCUGGAUAACGACGUACAGCUUCGACACCCUUCCCAGGCUUACUACGAAGCAGAGCCUCAUGUUCAUCGUUAUGCCCAUACACCUGACUAUCAACUAUCUUGUCAACACCACAGUCAAUCACAAUCCCUUCAAAGGAGAGAGCGUGAAUUGACUGGCACUAGAAUUCCAAGGAAUCCUGGACCACCAAACGAUCCUCAUCAACCGCCAGGAUAUUGGAUGCGUUACGAGAAUGAUAUAAUAUGGUGUUCAGAUGAGAAACCUGUCGACAGAUUUGGAAGUCUUGAUCGUAGGAAGCACAAUGCACUUCAGAAUACAAAUAGUACAGGAAUAGACCCACAGUCUCGUUAUCACACAGUUGCAGGUAAUAAGACAUCAUCGAUGCUACCUAGACAUCAUCUUCCUCUGUACCCACCACUAUCCGAACAAGCCCCACCGAAUAGAAUGUUAUUAAGGACUCAGUCUCUAGGCAGUGUGGAAACAUGGCACUCUGGAUAUACACAGGAAUCACCUGAUAACAAAGAUACCACAGACAAUAUUGUUCGCAAGAAGGAAAAGGAGUGGUACGAAACCUCUUUAGAUACAGCCUCUAGUCCUGGUCCAGGUUCCGGAUCAGGAUCAGGCUCAGGCUCAGUCCCUGCAGUGAUACAUCAAAACUUUCGUCAACCAACAGCCUCAAUCCCAUCUAUACCGAAAGUCAUACCGCCCUCCAGAGAACUUCUCUCCGAGGAUCAAGACCAGAGGAAUCAUCGUCGCGAAAUGGUUCAGGAGGAGCAACGUCAGCAUCUUCAGGCACUACAAAAUCGUUACCACCAACCUGGCAAAAUACCCCUAGAAAUACCCGCCGAGUCAAAACACUCAGACAACAACGAAGUGCCCCUAGAAUCCCCAAAAAAUUGUACAAUAGUACAAGCUGGCAAAUAUCAACCAUACCGCGAAGUGACAAAACCCUUCGAGAUGUCAGACUUCUACAAGUACUCGACGAAAUUUCGCAAAAGAACAGAGAAUUCUCAAGGUCAGGUUACGACUGAUAGCACAAAUCACGUGGGUAGUUUAAAUCCAAGUAAACCAUUACAAGAUCGUCGUAUAGACACGAUGGUGGAAAUGAGUCAAGAAUUGACAUUAUCCAAUGUCGAUGACGGAAUUCUUCCUAACCCGGUGCAAAAAAGAAUAUAUCAACCCCUUCAGCGAAUGACUUGUCAACCCUAUGGCACCUUAAGGCCGGAAGAUGCUAGCAGCGAGUGGCACAUGUCAGAAAUAGAUCCGACUUCUAGCGCUACGCUGGUAUAGCAAGUUACAUGGAGAUAAGAACUUUUCAUAGUUGAUAGUGCACGACAAGGAUCAGUGCGGAUUUUGAAAACGCCAGUAUACUCCCUACGAAUAUUAUAGGGCUGUAAAUAAUUAUUCAAAGUGUCGAUUCACUUUCCACACACGUAACAUCGAUUAGCACUCAACGAAUGUGAGUCUAGAUAUUUUUCACACGCUCCUAACAUUGGCUAGUCGAGUGUCGAUUUCUGAUUUAAUUAUUGUUGCGCAAUUUUCACGAGUGAUACGGUUAUACAAUACUGUCAUAUAUACAUAUAUAUAUAUUUACCACCACUGGUGCCUUUGCAAAAAAUAUGCCAACAUAACUUCGUAUACUUAAAUCCCUACGAUUUGGCUCAUUAAAAGUGCGUAGGCAGAAACUUCUACGAAGGGAUUCACUGAUUGUGUUCAACUGCCACACGAUAAUGCUACUGAACGAUAAAAAUAUUAUUAUUAUAUUGUGAUUGCUUGUCGAAUAGACAUGUUAUUGUCUAGUACUAAUCAAUAAGCGUGCGUAGGAAUUCUUUUAGAGAGAGUACCAGGAUAAUUAUAAAAAAAUAUUAAUGAAACCCAGUUAUAUCUGAGUGCUAUGACAAUUUCGAAAUACCAACGUAAUUACGUACGUUUAAGAAAAACUCAUGCUAAAUUUAAGUGCCUUCGUACAAUAAUAGAUUGUAAGUGCCUUAUUAUUAUUAUAUUUAAGAGCCAAAGACUGCGUGUGAAUCGGACAAUUGUUAAAGGUUUAUCACAUCGGUUCGAGUGUCUGAUAUUUAUUAUAUGUAAAUCAAUAAAAGCCUAUUUUGUACGUUCCAA
This is a messenger RNA of Cephus cinctus (wheat stem sawfly), 3644 nucleotides long. RefSeq lists its product as uncharacterized. The record is from RefSeq and is a predicted model, not a curated record. Lineage: Eukaryota; Metazoa; Arthropoda; Insecta; Hymenoptera; Cephidae. Bases 492 to 2816 code for a protein of 774 amino acids. The transcript is spliced from 5 exons. Gene Ontology annotation, biological process: establishment of epithelial cell polarity.